Molecule: messenger RNA, 823 nt
Organism: Mangifera indica (mango)
Lineage: Eukaryota; Viridiplantae; Streptophyta; Magnoliopsida; Sapindales; Anacardiaceae
Product: protein TPX2
Exons: 7
Coding region: 70-558 (162 amino acids)
Biological process (GO): activation of protein kinase activity; regulation of mitotic spindle organization; mitotic spindle assembly
Cellular component (GO): nuclear microtubule; mitotic spindle
Molecular function (GO): protein kinase activator activity; microtubule binding
Source: RefSeq, a predicted model, not a curated record
UCAUCAUUUCUCCUUUUUGCUUCAGUGUAAAUCUGUUGUUGAAUAUAAUUCUGUCAGCUGCCCACAAAAAUGGAGAAAGCACACGCCAAGUCUGCACUAAAGUUUGUGAAGGCUGGUUCACAGUCUGCUGUUACAUGGAGCUCUACUGCUUCAAAAUUGGCGAAGGAUAAUGAACUAAACAAAAGCAAGGUUUCACCAAAGGUGGCCUCGGCAAAGGACAACACAAAGCCGCUAGAGUUCACACUCCACACUCAACAAAGAGCUGUGAAACGAGCCAUGUUCAACUAUUCUGUUGCCACCAAGUUAUAUCUGAUGGAGAUACACAAGAAACGAGUGGAGAAGCUGCAGAAGAUGUUGGAAGAGGAAGAGGUUCGUUUGAUGAGAAAGGAGAUGGUUCCCAGAGCCCAGUUGAUGCCUCUUUUUGACAGACCUUUUUUCCCACAAAGAUCGAGCCGGCCAUUGACAGUUCCAAGAGAGCCGAGUAUGGGAAUGGUGAAUGGGAAGAGCUGCAACAUCAGCGGGAAUCAUGAACUACAAUUUUGGAAGCUCUCAUGCUAAUUGGAAGCCCAUUAAAUAAGCCCUGAGAAUAAUUCAACCUAUAACUCUUCUGAUGCUUGUUUGAUUAGUCAUAGUGCCCUAGUUCUUAAAGACUUUUUUAUUUUUUGUUUCUUGUUCUUUUUGCAGUUUUAUUAUCAAAAUCUCAUGUAGAUAUAGCUAUCUUGUAUUAGUAAAAUAAAGGGACUGUGAAGAUUACGUUUUGAGUUGAUUUGAUUUGUAUAAAUCCUUUGUUUUAAUAUUAAUGGAGAAAUUGAUAUUACCUUCA